ACAAAAACUAUUUUAACAAGCUGCAAGCAUGAGCGGCAAUAUACAUGGCAUCAGCUGGUUUCCCAAUUUUCCCAAUAAAUUCGUCAGCUGGGGUCAGGAAAUCAAUCUAUACGAAGUGCGCAGCAAAAACAAGGAUGAGGCGCCUGUAACAACAACAACAACGCCGGAGCAGCCAAGCCGCCUGCCGUACAUAGCGGUAAAUUAUUUGGCUAAUGAAACGCGUUAUCAAUAUGCACGCUGCGUAGCUGCCAGCUAUAAUAGUGAGCAACCCAUUAUAGCCGUAGGUCUGGCCGAUGGCAAAAUAGGCAUUUGCAAUUUUCGCGAUAGCUACGACAGCAGCUGGGAGUACACGCCGCGUCAACAGCGCAUGAGCACCUGUUUGGCGUGGAAUGAGCAGGAUGCGCAAUUGCUGGCCAUGGGACAUGAUAAGCAUCGCAAUGAUUACUGCAUUACCAUUUGGGAUAUAGAGCAGGGUGUGCCCAAGGUAGAUGCCAACUUCUUUGGUCUUGGCGAAGCAGCGAAUUCGCUUUGCUGGGAUCAUCAUCAUCGCAUGCUCAUAGCGGGCAUGAGCCAAAAGCUUAUAAAGCUUUUUGAUUUGAGACAAAGCAACGCCAGCUGUCAGAGCAUACAAACCAAAACCGUACAAGGAUUAUCGGUGGCACCCAAUGGCAAUUAUCUCUGCAGCUAUGUGGAUUCGCUUAUUAUGCUGUGGGACUUGCGUGCACUGGAGCGUCCGCUGCGUCAAAUACAAUCCUCACGCAAUCAUUUGCAAAUUGGCUGGUGUCCCAGUCGCAGUGCCUUGCUGUCCAGCGUGCAGCGUGAAUCGCCUUAUAUAACACUCUAUGACAUACGCUGCGUGGAAACUUGUGCGAACAGUCGCGAGGUCUAUCAUGUAAAGCGUCAGAUUAGUCCCAUUCCCAGUCAGCUGCAUUUCAAUGCUGUGCAUUGCCUUGCGUGGCAUCCGCGUGAUGUGGAGCGCGCCCUGCUUGUUGCCGAUGCUGCCAACAUCUUGGACUUUCGUCUACCUGUUAGUUUGCUUACAGCUUACAACAAUCGCAGCAAGCUGCCGCUGCUGCUGCAGCGUCCACUACAAGAGACAUCGACAAACAACGCUGACAACGCUUUAAGCUUGGAUUACUUAGAGCGCGAGCUACUGGAGGAUGAUCUGCUGGAGCAGACACGUCAGCGUGCCUUGCAGAAUUAUGGACUGCAGCGUAAAGCGUCGGAGCCGCAGCCGCAACUCUCUGCAUAUUUGCGCAAUGUGUGGCACACUUUGGGCAAUGUGCAUAGCGAGGGACGUUUGCUUGGCUUGAAGAGCACGCUGGGCAUACAGCUGGGACACACCUCGGAGGCGUUAAUGGCCAGCGCGCGCAUUGAAACGCAGCUGCUGCAAUGGCCCGAUGGCAUUAACAACUCCAGCAAGCUUUUGAGCUAUCGCAGCGAACAACGCGACGUAGCGCUGCAGCUUUGUGGCUGGUGCAGUGAUGCCAACCUGGAUCGCUUUAUUGAUGAGCUCUAUGCGCGCCAGGAGUUUAGUCGCGCUGCCAUGAUAUGUGUCUUCCAUCUUAAGCUGCUUGCCGCCUGCAAUAUUCUUAGUCGUGCUGCGGAUAAAGUGCGAGAUCCUAGCAUGUAUAGAAUCACAGCCAUAGCGCUGUCCAGCUUCAAUGCGGAUCGCUGUAGCUCCGCCUGGCGGCAGCAGCGUUCCAGCGCCAAUCUGCAAAUACAGGAUGCGCAUUUGCGUGCCAUAUUCUCGUUUCUCACCAUGGAGCAGGAUAACUUUGAGCCUGUGCUAAAGGAGGAAGGCAUUUCACUGGCUGAUCGUGUCGCAUUUGCUUGUAAAUAUUUAUCGGAAUCAAAGCUAGCGGAUUAUAUAAAGCAGCAAAUACAGCGUGCUAUAGAUCGCGGCGAUCUUAAUGGUUUGCUGCUCACUGGCGAAUCCUUGGAUGGCAUUAAUAUACUACAGGCCUAUAUGGAUGCCAGCUCGGAUGUGCAAACUGUUGCACUGGUGGCCAUCAACUAUUUUCGCAAGGAACAUUUUCAGGAUAAUCGCAUACAGUACUGGAUUGCCAGCUAUUUGGAUUAUCUCAACAGCUGGGGCUUGUGGGAGAAGCGCGCUGAGCUGGACAUAAAACUGGAGCAAAUACGCGCCUCGGCGCGCAGCUCACGCACCGUCUAUCUGGCCUGCAAUUUCUGUGGCAAGUCUGUGUCCAAUGCGCUGCUGGACGAGCCGCGUCCACGCAGUACCACCACCAGCACCAAUCGCCUUAGCUCCUGCCCCAGCUGCCGCAAGCCACUGCCACGCUGUGCACUCUGUCUGAUGCAUAUGGGCACCAUGAUGCACAGCAGCAGCGAUGCCAAUGCCGCCGCACAAACAAAACCUUUUAGCAAGUGGUUCUCCUGGUGCCAGACAUGUCGACAUGGCGGUCACACCGAGCAUAUAAUGCAGUGGUUCAAACAAAAUUCCGAGUGUCCUGUCUCUUCCUGCAAUUGUCGCUGCUUUGAUUUGGAUAAUUCUCUGCGUGAUAUUUCAUAGCCAUAUAAACGCGCCUUAUACUGCAAAGUGUUCAUUGUACUUAGCUUUAGUUUAAAACAAAACACAUGACCCACAGCGCCUAGCUGCUCAAUUUGCAUUUUCUGUUGAAUAUACGUU
Messenger RNA from Drosophila busckii, 2650 nucleotides. It is a transcript of the gene mio, whose product is annotated as GATOR complex protein MIOS. Lineage: Eukaryota; Metazoa; Arthropoda; Insecta; Diptera; Drosophilidae. Gene Ontology annotation, molecular function: protein binding. The record is from RefSeq and is a predicted model, not a curated record. Gene Ontology annotation, cellular component: cytoplasm. Gene Ontology annotation, biological process: positive regulation of TORC1 signaling; cellular response to amino acid starvation.